AUGGCAGGACUGCUCAAGAAACCCUUCAAGUUGGCGCUCGUCCAACUGGCUGCAGGCGCCGACAAGACAGCAAAUCUCUCACAUGCUCGUUCCAAGGUUAUCGAGGCCGCCAAGGCAGGCGCGCAUAUGAUCGUGCUCCCUGAGUGCUUCAAUAGUCCAUACGGCUGCCAGUAUUUUCCCAACUACGCUGAGAAGAUCUUGCCAUCACCACCAUCCAAGGAGGACGCUCCUUCAUGGCACAUGCUCUCCUCAGUAGCCGCAGAGACGAAGACGUACCUCGUCAGCGGAAGCAUCCCAGAAUUCGUUCCUGAAGGCAAGAAGUACUACAACACGUCUCUAGUCUUCUCUCCCAAAGGCGAACUCAUCGCUACACACCGCAAAACGCACCUCUUCGACAUCGACAUUCCCGGCAAGAUCAAGUUCAAGGAGAGCGAUGUCUUGUCUCCCGGGAACAAGAUCACGAUCGUUGACAUCCCCGACUACGGUAAGAUCGGUCUCGCUAUCUGCUACGACGUUCGCUUCCCGGAGCUGGCUACAAUCGCGGCACGGAAGGGCGCAUUCAUGUUCGUCUACCCUGGUGCAUUCAACACUACGACUGGACCGAUGCACUGGACUUUGCAAGCGAGGGCACGAGCGAUGGACAACCAGAUCUAUGUCGCCAUGUGCAGUCCUGCGCGAGAUAUGGAGGCCACGUAUCAUGCUUUUGGGCAUUCGAUGGUCGUCAAUCCGAACGCGGAGGUGAUUACCGAAGCUGAGGAGAAGGAGGCUAUCGUUUAUGCUGAGAUCGACGGUGCGAAGAUUGAGGAAACGAGGAAGGGGAUCCCGAUCUACACACAGCGUAGAUUUGAUGUCUAUCCAGAUGUCAGUGAAGGCAAGAUUCGCUAUGAUGAAUAA
Molecule: messenger RNA, 894 nt
Organism: Cyphellophora attinorum
Lineage: Eukaryota; Fungi; Ascomycota; Eurotiomycetes; Chaetothyriales; Cyphellophoraceae
Product: Hydrolase C26A3.11
Exons: 2
Coding region: 1-894 (297 amino acids)
Biological process (GO): L-glutamine metabolic process; oxaloacetate metabolic process
Cellular component (GO): mitochondrion
Molecular function (GO): omega-amidase activity
Source: RefSeq, a predicted model, not a curated record